GCUCAAUCCAAUCGGAUUUUAUGCUCCCGACAGAGGCCUCCGAAUCAGAUUGAUAUAAGAUGGCGACCGCGGAACCGGAAACCACUUCAAAUCCUCAAAAACCAGAAGAAGAGAAAACUGAAGAAACCAGUCAAGAGAUUGUCAGUCCUGAGAGCUACAUUAAACAUCCACUACAGAACAGAUGGUCGCUUUGGUUCUUUAAAAAUGACAAAAGCAAAACUUGGCAAGCAAACCUGCGUCUCAUCUCCAAAUUUGACACAGUGGAAGAUUUCUGGGCUCUUUACAAUCACAUUCAGCUGUCCAGCAACUUAAUGUCAGGUUGUGACUACUCACUUUUCAAGGACGGUAUUGAACCCAUGUGGGAGGACGAGAGGAACAAACGAGGAGGGCGAUGGCUGAUCACUCUGAACAAGCAGCAGCGCCGGGCCGACCUGGACCGCUUCUGGCUGGAGACCCUGCUGUGCCUGAUCGGCGAGGCCUUCGACGACUACAGUGACGAGGUGUGCGGUGCAGUUGUCAACAUCCGAACAAAAGGAGACAAAAUAGCAGUGUGGACGACCGACUAUGAAAACAAGGAAGCCGUAACGCAUAUAGGGAGGGUGUACAAGGAGCGGUUAGGAGUGCCACCGAAGGUGCCCAUCGGGUACCAGUCCCACGCAGACACCGCCACCAAGAGCGGGUCCACCACCAAGAACAAGUUUGUCGUUUGAGAAGCCCCUCAGGGGGAAGCGCCGUGUCCUUUUCCGGUUUCGUUCAGCUUCAGUUCGUUUUGGUUCUUUUUUUUGGUUUGUUUUUUUUUUAUUUUUAGUCCUUUCCUGAGAGAAGACUGCGUCCAGCAAUCCGCACCCAGGCUAAACCAAAGCUCCGUCAAAGCAGAGUGGACUGCAUUCGAUCAAAUCAUCAGAAAAAUCGGGGGCCGGCGUGGCCGCUUGCCGGGUCCUUCCAUUGGCAGGCGCUCAUCCUUUCACCACUGCAUUACAUACAGACAAAACAAACGAAACUUCUCAAAAGAUUUAAGAACUUGAAUUUCAUGCCUGCACCAGGAAACUUGUGCAUUAACCGCAAACGGGGAGGGAAAAUGAAAAAAAAAAAAAAAUUGUUGCUCUAACAAUAUGUUGAAUACGAGAACCAUGUUUGUCUUUUAAAAAUGUCCGUCGGUAAAUUAAAUGGCGGAUGACAGGAAAUUAAUUUUUUGACGCUUUUCCAAUUGCUUUCUGUUUUGUUUUUUCUCUGUACAGCGGUGCUUUUGCUGUAAUCCUU
Molecule: messenger RNA, 1260 nt
Organism: Megalops cyprinoides (Indo-Pacific tarpon)
Lineage: Eukaryota; Metazoa; Chordata; Actinopteri; Elopiformes; Megalopidae
Gene: eif4eb
Product: eukaryotic translation initiation factor 4eb
Exons: 7
Coding region: 60-710 (216 amino acids)
Biological process (GO): translational initiation
Cellular component (GO): eukaryotic translation initiation factor 4F complex; cytoplasm
Molecular function (GO): translation initiation factor activity; RNA 7-methylguanosine cap binding
Source: RefSeq, a predicted model, not a curated record